UUCAUUUGAGGUGACGUGUUGGAGAUUUUUGUGUGUAAUUUUCCGUGCAAAUCCCAAUCGUCAUCGUCAGCUCGAUUUCCGCCGUUUUAAUCCGGAAUAGGAACCAUUCGAAACGCUUGCCUGCUCGCUUCCGAUAUGUGACUGUCUUAUGCGUAUGUUAACCGAAAAGUGAAACGUCGUUAAUUGUUGAAUCUUGGCCUCAGAAAUCAAGUAGUGUUUUGCAUCGGAACUUAAUCGAAGAAAUACCUCUAUCGCUUAACAACUCAAAAUGGCAAUGAUGACGAUGAUUGCCCGGGUCGUGGACGGACUUCCACUAGUUGCGACCAUGCAGGAAGAUGAACAGUCUGGGAAGAGUGUUUUGGAAUACCAGAAUCAGGCCAAGAUGCUGUUCCGAAAGCUGGGGCCCAAUUCACCAACUCGCUGUAGUAUCGAAACGGGACCCAAUCUGUUUCAUUACCUGAUCGAGAGUGAGGUCUGCUAUCUGGUGCUGUGCGAUAAAAUGUUCUCGAAGCGUAUUGCCUUCAACUACCUGGAGGACAUAGCCCAGGAGUUUCAUAACAAUUAUGGCAGGAAGGUUAAUUCCGCCACCAGGCCGUAUGCAUUUAUCGAAUUCGACAUCUACAUCCAGAAGGCAAAAAAGUCACUGACGGAUCGGCGGCGGAACAUUAACACGAUCAAUACCCAGCUGCAGGACGUACAACGAAUAAUGGUUCAAAAUAUCGACGACGUUCUGCAGCGAGGCACCGUACUUUCGGAGCUGGACACUAAAACGCAGAACCUAUCGAUGCUAUCGCAGAAAUACAAGAAGGACGCCACCUACCUGAACCGGAAGUCGCUGUACGUUAAGGGUGCCGUGGCCGGAAUCGUCAUCAUAGUGUUUAUUCUAUACUUUUGGGUUAUUUAAUACCGAUAGCGGUGAAACAAUACAAUAGCCGGAAACGAAAUCAAUGAUGAUGGAGGUGUGAACUACUAAGCUAAUAGGAAAACUAUAAUCAUAUGAUGAAAACAACACUGUACUAUUUAAUGUUUACGGAAAAGUGUAUCGGACUUAUGUAUGUUAAACAAUAGAAAAAAACACGGGCGAAGCUAUUAUUUGGAAUGGGUGGUUUUGUGCACAUUCUUCCUAAGCCAAAUUACAUUAAAGACAUUUUGUAGCGGAAGUUUGAAUAAAAAAAGGCAGGAGGCAUUACAUUUUUGAAACAUGAAACUGUCAAGCAUUGAAAAUAUGCUUUUAUAAUUUUGUUUACCCGACAUUUUAAUUUUCCUUAGUCUGAAAUGGUGUAAAUAUUUAAAUCAAAGAAAACUGUAACAUGUUUUUCAGAAUCCAACGCUUUGAAUUUCUAUUUUUUUUUUCAACAAUUCCGUUUUCGAAUCGCAUAAGGCAUCUUAGAGAAGAUUGUUACUUUUAGGUUUUUCUUUUCAACCGCUCUGUUUAGGUCUUUUGUGACUAGAUUCGUAUUAAACAAGUUUCUUACAAA
This is a messenger RNA of Uranotaenia lowii, 1478 nucleotides long. RefSeq names its product vesicle-trafficking protein SEC22b-like. The transcript is spliced from 4 exons. Gene Ontology annotation, cellular component: Golgi membrane; endoplasmic reticulum membrane; endoplasmic reticulum-Golgi intermediate compartment. The record is from RefSeq and is a predicted model, not a curated record. Bases 269 to 904 code for a protein of 211 amino acids. Gene Ontology annotation, molecular function: SNAP receptor activity. Gene Ontology annotation, biological process: retrograde vesicle-mediated transport, Golgi to endoplasmic reticulum; endoplasmic reticulum to Golgi vesicle-mediated transport; vesicle fusion with Golgi apparatus. NCBI's taxonomy places the organism in Eukaryota, Metazoa, Arthropoda, Insecta, Diptera, Culicidae.